Molecule: messenger RNA, 621 nt
Organism: Mesorhabditis belari
Lineage: Eukaryota; Metazoa; Nematoda; Chromadorea; Rhabditida; Rhabditidae
Source: the annotation of a GenBank genome assembly
AUGAAACUCUUUGUCAUUGCCAGCCUUGUGGUGAUCGCCUCGUGCAUUGAUAUGCGCUCUUCCUACGAUGGCGGAAGUGGUUACGACAACGGAAGCGGCCUGAGUGGUGAAACCGUCGAGAUCGAGCGGAUCAUUGAAGUAGAGGGAUCCGGGAUCAAACUCAUUGAGGUGAUUGGAGAACUCCUUGAGGAUCAAGAUGGGAACAACCGCCGUCGCCGCGACACCGAAGAAGCUGAAGCCGGAACCACUUUGGAGCCAACCACUACAACAACUACUGGAUCAACUCCUGUCAACAAGACGUGCACAAUCUUGGCUGAAUGUGAGGACAGCGAUGACUGCAAUGGCGGAACUUGCGCUGGUUUCUUCCCUGGCAAAUGCAACUGCAACGCUUGCAUCACCGCGUUGCCUUGCAAUUCUGAUGCGGCUUGUGGCGGACUUCAGGGAGCCUGCAACACAACAAAGAAGGCCUGCGACUGCUUUGGGGCACUCGCUCAACAUGGCUAUCCAACCGUCCUCAAUGCCCUUCAGGACUUCUGCAACGCCAAGUCGUGCAAGAAAGAUGAAUGCGCCGGCCUCAAAUGCAACAAGGGUUUCUGCACCUGCCCACCAAAGAAAGAAAAC